AGGAAAAUAUCUUCUCAUUUCCGUCAAACUAAAACCCUAACGUUCAAAGAACUCGCAAUGAAAGGCGGUCAAUCCAAAUCUGAGGCCAAGAGCACUGAUACGAGGCUGAAAACACGCGGUAGAAAAGCUGGAAAGAAGGCGAAGGAUCCUAACAAGCCAAAGAGGCCUCCGAGUGCUUUCUUCGUCUUCCUGGAGGAGUUCCGACGGGAGUUCAACAAAGCAAACCCUACGAACAAGUCCGUCGCUGCUGUUGGUAAGGCUGCUGGAGGUAAAUGGAAGUCCAUGUCAGAGGAAGAUAAAGCUCCGUACGUCGCAAAGGCGGAGACUAGAAAGAGUGAAUAUGUUAAGAACAUGCAACAGUACAACAAGAAACUGGCUGACGGAGCCAAUGCAGCAGAUGAUGACUCUGACAAGUCCAAGUCUGAAGUCAACGAUGAGGAAGAAGGGGGAAGUGAAGAGGAGGAAGAUGAUGAUUAGGAUUUGCUACAGAGGGACCCAGAUGAAGAUGGAUCAGCAAUUUGUGUAAAGUUGCUUAGAUUUGACCAAAAGAACCUUAGAUCGCAUUUAUGCAUUAUUUUUAAUGAUGUGAAGCUCAUCUGCUAUGACUGUGGAUUAGGUCAGUGGUAUGGAAUAGUACUUUCCUCUGCUUACUGGGGUUUUAUAUGUACUUAAAAACCUUUUCAUGACAAUGGAUCUUAGUUUGAGCUUCAUUCUGGUUAUGGGAAUGGUGGGUUUAUGUUA
Molecule: messenger RNA, 741 nt
Organism: Tarenaya hassleriana
Lineage: Eukaryota; Viridiplantae; Streptophyta; Magnoliopsida; Brassicales; Cleomaceae
Product: high mobility group B protein 4-like
Exons: 8
Coding region: 58-477 (139 amino acids)
Source: RefSeq, a predicted model, not a curated record